UCAAAACACAUAACCUCAAUUGUUGUUUAUUUUCAUUGCAUUUUUGAAUUUUUCACAAAGUUCAAGUUUAUUUAAAAAAAAAUGAAACCACCGACUCAAGAAACAGUUGCAAAGUUUCGUGUAGGAUGUUAUUCGGAAAAGAAUCCUGAUGAAUGUCACUCUCUGGGCUUGUACUUGAAGCGAGUUGAAAAUGAUUUGCUGAAAGCAGUGAAAUUGUUUAAAGUCAAUUGUGAUGAAUACAAACAUGCCAAAUCAUGUUUGGAGUAUGGAAAUGUCGCAUUCGGUGGAGUCAAAGAGAAAAAUGUGAAAUCAGAUCCGAUCGAAGCUUUAAAAUAUUUCGAAAAGGGUUGUAGUUUUGGCAGUAGUGAAAAUUGUUUAAAUUCAGGACUGUUACUUGUGUCACCUUUAUUGGAAAAAAGCGCAUUACCUAGAGAUAUUCCAAAGGGCAUGGAUUAUUUGACCAAAAGCUGUAACAUGGACAAUGGAAAUGCUUGUUUUUAUCUAUCGGGACUGUAUAUGUCGGGCGCCAGCUCUACCAUCAAUUCACAGUCAAAUCAAAAUAAUGAACAAUCGCCGGCAGUUGAAAAGCCCAGAAAUGCAUUUGUACUUGAAAAAGACAUGAAAAAAGCAUUUGAAUUGACAACAAAAGCGUGUUCGUUGAAUAAUUUCUUUGCAUGUGCAAAUCUUAGCAAUAUGUAUGCACGAGGAGAUGGCACCGAGAAAAAUCUAGAAAAAUCCGAACAAUUCAAAAAGAAGGCUGACGAACUCCGUGACGAAAUGAAUCGUCAACGAAUUUUAAGCAGCUUCAAUCAUCCUUAAGCCAUCGUUUAAAUGUUAUUUAAUGUAAAUAUAUACAUAUAUAUCAUCACUAUUUGGCUAGUAAAAAAUUCGUUGGAAAAAUUA
Contarinia nasturtii (swede midge) is the source of this 903-nucleotide messenger RNA. RefSeq names its product cytochrome c oxidase assembly factor 7 homolog. Gene Ontology annotation, molecular function: protein binding. Lineage: Eukaryota; Metazoa; Arthropoda; Insecta; Diptera; Cecidomyiidae. The transcript is spliced from 4 exons. Bases 82 to 819 code for a protein of 245 amino acids. The record is from RefSeq and is a predicted model, not a curated record. Gene Ontology annotation, cellular component: mitochondrial intermembrane space.